This is a messenger RNA of Notodromas monacha, 2691 nucleotides long. The record is from the annotation of a GenBank genome assembly. Lineage: Eukaryota; Metazoa; Arthropoda; Ostracoda; Podocopida; Cyprididae.
AUGCCAUUCAGCAUGGUGUUCAGCAAUAUCAAGUUUGAACCUGCAUUCCACUUGGCCAUCCUAUGGAUGGCAGUGUUGUUAGUGUUUUCAAAAGGCCUGAGGUCUUAUGGAAAAACAGUUUACUUUGUGGUUUUGAUACCCAUUGUGACCCUGUGCCUGGUCUGUGGACAGCUCAUAGCAACAGGAAGACAACAGGGGUUUCUCUUUCUUGAAAGCUACGCCGGGUUUUCUUGGCUGGAAGGCCUUCAAAACCCUGAGCAAUGGGUGGCAGUGAGCAGAGAAGUGUUCUUUGUCUGGGGCCUGAACGGAUGCGCAGUGAUGCAAAUGGCGUCGCACAACCGGAGGAAUCGGAGAAUAGCCGGAGAAGCUGUUUUUGUUGCUGUUUUAGUUUUAGCUCCGUUGCUGUUGGCUUCGUUUGCUUGUGGAUCUUGUUUGCACAUCCUGGCUCAAGCGGGGUUCCGAUAUGUCACAGCAGUUAUAUCUUUUGCCCAUGGAACUUUCAGACAAAUGCUGAAUUGGGAACUGGUGGAAGAGCCAUUUGUUGCAUGGGAGAAGCUUGACACUACCUUUUCAGAUGACACAGAAGCUCCAGAACCAAUCAACUCAAAAUUUUACAUGCACUGGAGUGAUUUAGCAAGGCACUUGGGAGGAUGGAUUCAAGUUGCUCCUUUGCUGGCUGUGCCACUUGUUGCAUCAAUUCAGUGCAUAUGGUACUUGUCCUGUGGACCAUCAAAUGUUAUUGAAAGAAUGAUGAAGCUGUGCAGACCAUCUCUGAGCAUGGAUUCCAAUAAUGGGAGGCACUCAGAUGAGAGGCACUCAUUUCACUGUCACCAGUGUCAACAGCAGGGUCAUCAGAACAACAUGGGCUUGUUUGAUGAGCACAGUGAAGUGGGAGAUGCUCCUGAAGUUGUUGAGGCUGAUGUACCUCCAAAAUACACACCUCCUCCAAGCUAUUCAACUGCCACUGGCACCAUGCUGGCAAAAUUCCUCCGAAGGUCCUUCAGACACAGUCUGCAGCACAUCCAGGGAUUGCUUCACAGCAGCAGCAGCAGUCCCAGGGGGUCAGUGGACGCCACUUCCGCUGCCGCCGCUGCCACGGCGGCGACAAACGGCGGCUUCGUCAUCAGCGACGACCCAGCCGGCAACGACUCCUCGUCCGACGGUCCCCCUCGAGAGACCCACUACACGCUGCGGGCCGCCGAAAGGCGCCGCAGCAAUAGUCACCGAACCCACACCCCGCCGCCAGACUACAACGAUCUCACGUCAUCGGACUCGUUUCGUAGCCUGGGAUCCUCGACGUCGUCGACGUCGACGUCGUCAUCCACGGCUGCUGCUGGCAGCUUCCGGCUCUUGCGGGCGUUGCAAAGAACGUUGUCGCAACGGAGUCGCGGUAUGAUAAUGAGGAUGGACAACGAUGACGAUGAGGAAGUGGCGGCGACGGUGGGGGAGGAUCAGCAGCAGCAGCACCGGGGACGGCUUGUGCCAUCAUCAGCAGGCGCCACGGAGCUGGUGUCUGUGUCCACCAUCGACCUGGAGUCCAUCGACAGCACGGACGCCUGAAUGUUAUAAGCUGUGUUGAUUCCCUUUUUUUUUCGCCGUAUUUAUUCGCAAAUAAAGGCGCCAUCUGUAAUAAAUUUCAGAGAGAAUAUCAAAUGUUCAAGUCUUAUGAAUUGAAGCAUUAAAAAUUCUUGGGUCCCAAUUCAAUGUAUCCUCAAAACUCUUAAUCAUACCGGUUACUUGACAAAUAUUUUAUCAAUACAGUAUAUUGUAUAUACGGUGAUAUAUAGUCCCCAAAUAAGAACACUUUUUUGAUUUUUUCCUGAAUUUCACUUUUCAAAAUGUAUGGAUAAUAAUUAGUCAAUUCCAGACAAUCACCAAGAUACAAAAUAAACUUUGAAAACUGGAUAGUUCUGCAGAUUUUUAAAAUCAAAUUGGAACCUAAAUUAAUGUGAUUCUGAAAUUCACAAUAAAUUGUAAAGGUAAGAGAAGGGGCAAAAAUUAUAUUCCCUUCUUUUCUCAUUUCAAGAGUUUUUGGAAUGAUUCCAAAAUUUUAGCUCAAGAUUUGCUGCAAUUUCAUUAUUUUUCCCAAAAUAAAAAUUUGGUAUGUGAACUAAUUUUCUUGAAUGAGUCCCUUUCUUCCCCCUAUUACAACAUUUUUCUCUUCAAAAAGAUUUGUUGUGUGCGACUUUUGUUAAGUGGAAGCCCACUGUAUUAAAGACAAUCUCAAGUUUCCCUCAAAGACUUGGAAAACCCUCUUCUAUAUUCAGUAUGCAACUGAUCCUUAUAUUUCAGUAUUUCAGAAACUAUAUAUUUUUUCAUAUUUUGGACGAAGGACGGAACAUACUUUCAAAUGAUGAAGAAAGUGUGCAAUGAAGUAUUUUCCACAUUCCCAUGACCUACUGAAAUUAAAGAUGAGAUGCUUUUCAGCAGUGCGUUCCUGUGUGCAGUAUUCUUGACAAUAGAUUUUUGCAAGGAGCAUUUUGUAAUUUUUCUGUCUUAAAUGCGAGUAGAUACGGUCAUGUUCUUUUCUAUUUUGUUUCCUGUGAUAUUUUUCCUCGGAGGAGGGCAAGGCAUUUCGGGUGGUUGUAAAUAUUCCUUUUUUGUGUAUGUAUGUAUGAUGAGAAGCAUAUGUGUGGACUGGAAUGAAUAAUGCAGUGCUGAUGAGAGGGAUUGUUGUUGACAAAGCCGAAA